AUUCGUAAUGUAACAUUACGUCGCUUGGACAUCGAGACAAUAAUGUAACGCUCUACGUCGUACUUAAUCACGUGAUAAUCAAGUGGCUCGCGUAAAGAUUCCGUCGAUUCGAUAUUUCCGCAUGGGAGCGCCCGCUUCGACCACGUUGCAAUUGGGUACAGUCAAAUUGUUCAGCUUGGUUGGGUUAGGUUGAAUUUGACUACUUUUAUUGGCUGUGGCGAAUCGACACCCACCCCUUCUGCAUCAACAAUUUGCAGAACGGCAGCAAGCAACGUAUAUGCACGCAUGACCGAUAGGUGGCAGCAAAGGUACACGAAGCGAAGUAAGCGGCGCGAGGCGGUUAGUCGAUCGUUGGCUGUCACCGUGCGAGGACAACAAUGUCGUCCUUGGCUUGAAUGUCGAAUUCUCCGGCGCGGCGAUUGGCUCUUCCGUAAGCCCCGCCUACCAGGUGGCCGUUCGAAAGUGUGUAGUUGUGUUUCCUUACGUCGCGAAAUCACGGGCGCUGCUUGCUCUCCUCGACUCAUCUCGGCUGACUUGAGCUCGUCAUUCAGUCGCAGGACAAAUUUGAGAUGAGUCGUCGCGGCGCGACAAUAUGCGACGGUUGAACAGUAGUAAUCGGUAGGUCGGGAAAUCGUGAGCCGCACGUUCGAGGGGGGAAAUUUGGUUUCGCUCGCGCGAGGUGCCGAGUGCCACGCUGUGAUACCGCGUCCGGGGGGGACGCAGUUCCGUCGCGAGCACAGUGCGCCGAGAGACGUCGUGCGGGACGAAGGGAGCGAGAGAGAAAGAGCGAACAUACGGUGAUCGUGCACGAGAAGAGGAGGAGGAGGAGGAGGAGGUGGUGGUGGCGGUGGCGGCCGUGACGGCGGAGGAGGUGGUGUGAGCGUGGCGAGAAGGAAAAACACGUUUCGCGAGGGAACGUCUCGUCUCGUGCCGAGAGUUCCGGCUGAAUAUAGCCGCGAUCGGUCGGUCGGUGUCGUCGGUGUUCGUUCCGCGCGCCGUACGGCGCGAACUUCGCGCCGCGCGAAUUCGGCUGUUCGUCGACGACGACGAUAGUGUUCGAGAAAAAGGAGCGCGCGCGCGAGAGAGAGAGAGAGAGAAGCAAUAUAGAGGAAGACCGAGCGGGACAGAAGAGCGCGAGUGCGGCGAGAGAGAAGUGCGUUAUCGUCGUGCGCCGCUUUUAACGGCGAGGGGCGCCGAGCGAGCGAGCGGCCAGUGGACGUCAGCUGUGUGCUGCGCCGUGCGGGGACGUGAGUCGUGCGGGAGUGGGAGCGAGACGUUGCCACGGGAGCGAGCGGGACGGCGCGAAGCCGCACACGGCGAAAUGGGAGACGAAGAAAUGGCGCUGGUGCCAGGUGUCCAGUAUGGUUUGUCGUCGCGGGAUAAAUUCGAUCAGAACAACUGCCUGAUCUUCACGAAGCUCACCGACUCGUCGUUCCGUGCCAUCCAGAACUACGUCAAGAAUCGGCAUAAAUGCAACGACAAGCUUUCUAUACAGUUCCUAGGAAAUGAAGGGAAAUUCAUCAUUCCAUCCGGUCAAGGACAUGGAUCGGCCGUAUUCACCUUCAGCCUUUCCAGCAACCAGGACAUGGAGGGUCCUCAAGGCGGCUUCGAGUGCGUCCAGCAAAUCGGGCCCAAGAGCCUCGAGGGCCUCGGUGCCAUACCGUACAGAAUGCGGAUACAAGCGAACGACGAGGUGUACGAGACCACCAGGUACAGAAUGGCGGUCGCCGAGGAGAAUAGCAAGAACAAAUGCACCAGGGUGAUCAAGGCGAACGGUCCGGACAUCGGUCGCAAGGUGAAAGUGAAAGGAACCGGAAGAACAAUACCACCUCCGUCAUCAUCGUAUGUAAGAGGGUAUCGGGAAUUGACGAGCAUUCCAGCCGCCAGCAAUAGUCAGCCCAGAACGUCAACCAAUAAACCUGCCGUCAAUAGUAGUAGUAAUAAUCACUCAACAACGACUCGUACUCCGGAGAAAAAGAUUUCCGACCUCAUGCGUAGGCCACUUAAGGAAAGACUCAUUCAUGUUCUCGCUUUGAGGCCGUACAAAAAGCCCGAGCUGUAUGAUCGCAUCAACAAAGAGGGCCUGAGAGAACGAGAGCGACCGGUCAUGAUAACGAUCCUAAAGCAAGUGGCUUACAUGCGCGACAACACAUACCACCUGCAUAGGCAUAUCUGGAACGAUGUGCAGGAGGACUGGCCUUUCUAUACCGAGCAGGAGAAGGCAGUACUGAAGAGGCGGAAACCUCAGAACCUAACGCCACCUGGCUCAAGCGAUGGCAGCGGCCAGUCGCCCAAUUCCAUCCAUGCAGGUUCACCGCCAGCCAUCACAGCUCCACCGCCCAGCUUGCUGAACAAUAAAAGGCCAGGGUACCACCAGGGUAACGACGGACUACCAACGAAGAAACCGCGGAUAUCGCAUUACAGAAAACCUGAGCCCAUCUCCUUCGUCGCAGCCAGUGAGAAGACAUCUAGCGUUAGCAGCACCGGCGCCGGCAACUAUAGUAAUAACAAUAGUGGUCUCAAUGUGACCGUCGGCGGCGAUCGUACCGGCGACUACACCGUCGAUCGUAGUAGUGCUUAUGGUGGCAACAAUAAUAGUGCUAGUGCUAGUGGUGGUGGUGGUAACAGCAGUGGUGCUACCAGUGUUGCUGACGUAUCGGAUCCGAGGCAAACGCAGCAAACGCAACGCGAGCGCAGCGGCCGCCUCGACUAUCGAGUCGAAAGGACAGCGAACAGUGAUGUGCUGCGAGGAACUACCGGAAACUCUGUCGCUGCCAUUACUUCCACCUCUCGGUCUUCGUGCCAGAUAUCGUCGCCGAAUGACAACGGCAGAAGCAGCCAUCACCAGAGCGGGAAUAGACGCGACGGCGUCGCGACCGGUGCAAGCGGUGCGGGUGGUCCGAGCGACACGAACGCCGACAGGAGAGACAGGAGCGACAGGAGUCGGGGCAUGAGGGAGGACAGGGAGUCCAGGAAUAGGAGUAGCUUUGCGAGCAACGCGGCCACUUACAGCAGCCGAGCCUCCACCAGCGCUGUCCCGGCAACUUACGCUGGCAGCUCCAGUAACAUUACCGCCAUGACCUCACCGCGGAUGGAGGUGUUCGAGAUGCCAUGGAGUCCCGAUCCGUUGGUAUGCCGCGACUACCUCACGAACUACACGACAAUAACCAGCGUGGAGCAGAAAAGGCGUUACAAGGACGACUUCAUUGCGGACUAUGGCGACUAUCGUACUUUGCACUCCGAAGUGGUCGUGAUUGCGAAGCGUUUCAAAGAAUUGUACGAGGAGUACCAAAAGCAAGUGUCACUGGGUAACGAAGUCGAGCAGGAGACGAUCAGUAAGCAGAUGGUGUACGAAUACUGGAAAAUUAAGAAGGACAAAGAGCUGAUGCAGAGAAGAAAUCGGUUCAACUACCUGCACGCAAAGCUGGAUCAUAUAAAGCAACUGCUCGCGGCGUUCGAGGUAGAAGAGAGGGCGAACCAGGCGGCGAUGAGAGUCAACAAGGACAUGCUGGCGUUGGCAUACGACACUCCUAUGAACCCCGACAGCACCGUAAAUACUAAGGGCAUCGACAAUCGGUACUACUGACACAAACUGAAAAGGCCGCCGCUCGUUCCCCGUCUCCUCCUCUCGGUUGUCGGUACGUUACUAUCAACAUUGUCGCAGAAUUUGCAUUUUCUCGGCAAGUUCCAAGGCUGAUCAUUCAUGGUCCAUAUGGUUCCUGGGUACUAUCGCCGAAAAGUCAAAGUGAUUCUGAAUGAGAAUCGAGAUUGCAUGCUUCCAUGCGCGAUACACGUUUACGGUAAAGCAUUUUGCAAUCUCGGUGAUAAACGCGCGUGUAUACGCGCGUGAGAUUACUCCGUUUGCCGAUCCUCUCUCCCGCGAGAGUCGACGAUCACGCCUCGCCCUGCGAUUACUGACUUAUACGCGACCUCGUCGACUCCCGCUGCGGCGAGACGGCGAGCCCGGCUGGGCUCGCGCUCUAAACUUCGACCAAUACUAGUUCUUGGUGUCGCUUGGUGAAGGCUGACGACAAUCGUGCAUGUUCAAGAGAUAGAUAAGAGAGAGCAGAGAAGAGAAAGUCCCUCCGGAGAUUAGAGAAGUGGAAGAUACGGGCAUUCUGAUCAACGGGUUAACGGAGACGCGCAAUUUCGGAGCUGAUUCCCGCGACGACUGAGCAAACGACGUUUUACAGAAGCGAAGCGAGGAAGCGCAACGGGAAAGACGUAGUUAAAUAUUUCUACAAUUAAGUUACUUACCGUGCGCACGUCCAAGAGUGUCGUCCACUUUAAAGAGUAUGUAGAUAAAAGGAAAACUGAAAAAAAGAAGUAAGAUGCGAUUGCGAGAAGAGGGUCCAAUAAUAAGGCUUACCGCGUGCCACGUCCCGGGUACUUUAGUCUCCCCUCCUCGAACGGAGGAAACAAAAUUGACUUGCAGCACACACACUCACACAUACACACACGCAAUACAUACACGCACACGCAAUUUUCCACGAGCCGGCACGAAUCUUCCUCGCAUGAUUCGUGCGUUGCUCGUCUUGAGUUUGAGCAACGACUUUUCAAAAAGCGAGUUAUCUUUCUAUAAUAAAAGAGAGAGAAAGAGACGCGCAAUAGUACUUUGUUAUUUGAAACUCUCUGCUACUUCUUCGUUCUUCUUUUCCCUCGCCGAGAUUUUGACGGCACAAGAAAGAAUCAGCCAUCCUGUGGUCGGUUGACAAAGAAAGAAACGAAAAGACGAAUUUUUAAAGUUUAAGACGAAAGUUUUAAGGAAAAAGAAACAGGAGGAAAGACGUAUAACCGCAAUGGCAAUCAAGAUCAAAUGAGAUCGCAUGUGAUUCAAAAUCGCACUAUUAUAACGAAGCCUUGAAGGAGCCGAACCGGCUUGGUUUGGUGAUGGUUUAAACUGUAUAAAGACUGUUACGUACAUACGUUAUGCUAAUAUAUGUAUAAUAGGUCUUUUACAAUUUUAAAUUUUAAUCAUUGACGUGGGAUAAGAGAAAAAAACCCUCGACGUAACGCGAUAAUCGUUUCCUUAUAUAGGAGAAAGGAAAAGGAAAAUUUAAAAAAAAAGUUGAUAUACGGAAUAUAGUUUUUAUAAUAAUUAUUAAUUGUCAUUAUAUACAAAUGAUAAUAUUACAAACAUUAUGUACAGCAUUGUGAUAAUCUACAAAAAAAGUACUUUUGUUUAAUUUUUACACAUUAUGAUUACAUCGUAAUUAAUUAUACGCGUUGUAAUUAAUUUGUGUAAUUAUAAUUAUUCUUUAUUAUUAUUAUUACGGUUAUGUCAAUGUGCAAACGGAUAAGAUACUAUAUACAUCGUAUAUCGAGUACACGACGGAAAGAUUUCGGAUUUAUUUCUUCCGGUUGAGUUUACAAUCUGAGAAAUUCGCAGUGCCAAAUUUGUAUCUUAUCUUUAAUAAUAAAACAACUAUUAAAAAAUAUUCCUUCGAAUAGUUUUGCGUAAGUGUAUGAGGAACAUUCUACGCAUUUAUCGUAACUGCAAUACGUGCAUGCCUGCACGUAACAGAUAUAAUUUUCAAAGCUUUAUAUAACAGCCUGAACAUUUUUCCAACGUACGUAAAGAGCUAGCACGAUCAUGCAAUUUCUGGCUUCUUUUUAGCGAUCGAGCUUCUUUUAAUCGAAUCGAUUAAGCACUUUACACACGUUAAAGAGUCAGCUUCAGCACAAUGUUGCUUGCUUCCGGUCUUAGGAUUCGCUUCAUCGUCUCUUAAAUACGUUCCUCGUGAAUGACUUUGCCCGAAGCGGUCCAUCGAGCCAUGGAUACGAGGGAGAUAAUAUGCCGGACGAAUUUACGAGACGAUCUGUGGACAAAGUAAUGGUGCAUUAUCAUCAUUGCUCUACAGAGUGCCCCAUCGAAAUUCUAUCAAUACGCGUGUUCGUGAUUGUUUACUUUCUUCAAUUGCUUCACUAUUGAGCACAUACAUGAAACCACAUAUGCAAAUCGUAGCUUAAUCAUUUAUGUUCCUAUCUUUCUUAGAGAUUUUCUUGAAACAUGUAGAAUUAUAUUAGUAUUCAGGAGACUUUCACCAGUUGAUUUCACGGGACUUAUAAUCGCUAAUAUUUAAAAAGAUAAUUUUUAAAAAUUGACCUUUUUUCGUUUUGUGAUUUAUAGUUAUUUAUGAUUGUUAUAAAUUGUUAUAAAAAUAUUCAUUACGUUACGGAAUAGCUCUUUUGUUAGAAAGCACAGCAAUAUCAUACUUUAGAUUGUAACAUAUAUUCAUCCUGUGUUUUUAAUUUUUUUAAUAAUUUAUUCAUUAUUAAAAACACUAAAAAAACGGGACGAAUAUAUGUUAUAAUCCAAUAUAUAUAUUACAGACAAAUAUUUCUCGGUAGUUGUGCAAUAUGAGAAAUUGUAAGAAUUAUUGUUGAUGUGUAAUCUCAAUAAUGUAAAGUACGCACACGCAUACAGAGAACACGAAUACAUACAGACGAAUACACUAUGCACCAUGCAAAUGCUUUUUAGAGAUGCGUGAUGCACAAAGGACGAUAUUUCCGUUCGUCUCGUUACUCGGGAAGUAUGGCACAGCGCUCAAUAUCAGCAUAAACCGAAUUAAUGUAAUAUUUAACAUGUAUAUAUCUAUACAUAUAUAUGGAUAUUUUAAAUUAAUUAGAUUAGUUAGAUGUGUAUCUUUAAUUUAAUUUUAAAAAUUUGCAAGUUUUUACGCAAAUUUUGACGUAAUCGGACCUUUUCUGCAAAUCUAACUUGAAGGAAACAAUUGAUUCAUUAGUUUCUACAAAUCAGAUUCUUUCGGUAUUUAGAAAUAUGAUUUGUGUAUACUUUUAUCGAUCCACUCUGUUUCUCCCUUUUCCCUUGCAUUACAAAAAUGUAAUAAAAAAUAUAAAACUCUUAUUUCUGUAUCUUUUUUUUUCUCACACGUUGUGCCAUACGCAGAGACCAGGUUGAUGCACGAUGCCUCCUCGGUGAAGCAACGCGACAGAGCACAAACGCUUUUCAGGUCAGCAGUUACCACGUUAUACCAAUCAGUGUCCUUUGUAAAUUGUAUCGUUUUUGUAAAUAAUGUCGCUACGUACGAUUACGUUGUAAAUGGGCAAGCGGUGUUCUCCGUUAACUGUUAACAAUCGGGCUUUGGCGAAACGCAUUUGAUCGAACGCUCUCGUCCUCCGUCGACCGACCAAUCGAUUGUCAAACGAAUCAGCCAAGAGAAGGAGAGUAUAAACAGUGCCAAAGAGACUGAACCGAGACGAUGUUCAGCAAAUAGGAAAUACGACGUCGAUCGUGGUAUAACUCUCGCGCGUUAACUUAAGCGAAGCAAUAGACCGGUUUCCUUCGCGUUCGUCGCUUCCCGUAAAGUCGAGCGGGUCGAGCGUAAUUGUCCAGGUAGUUGCGUUUAUGCGAAAUAAAGUGCUCUUAAUGUUGCACUUAACGAUGUUGAACGCUUGCUCCUUAAUUACCGUAAUUCCGUUAUUGUUUCGCGAGGGGAGAAAGAGUAUCAUUACUAACUAUUGCUGUUUUCCAAAUAAAAUAAAAAAACGAAGAGAAUAACUAGAAAGGUGUUAUAUAUCGUUUCGAAUUACUGGAUGGUCAUGAACGAGUCCGGAUGGUAGGGUGGUAUCUUUUCACGAAAAUCGCAGACUCGCGGACUUGGAGAGAGAAUCAAAGCUUAGGGAUUUCUCGCUCCCGUGGAUCGGGAGGAGACGUUUGAUCCUGUUGGAGUUUCUUUGCUGUCGCUGAUCAGGGUGGUUUGCGUUGCUCCAAGAUUGAAGGUCCAGAUUACACGCGUGACUCCACCCGUUUCCAAGUUGCGGUGGAGACACAACGUUCGCACACAACGUCCACGCGACUUAGAUCGAAGUCGGUGCAUCGUGCGGGAAACUGUUCCUUAUUUCUAAGCGUUGAGGUAACAGACGUUCGAAUACUGCCUCUGAAAUCCCUUCCGAAUGUCAUCGAGACGCGCUCCGUCCGUGAUCGGAUGAGGGAUGCUUCGCGGACACGAUCAUAUCCAUGCUUAAAAGGUCCAAACGACGAUCGAACUCCGUCUGUCUCUCUCUUUUUCCCUUCCUCUUACUCAUUCCCCUUUUCUUUCUCUUGUUGGAAAAACGAAAACUCCAAGUGCCAAUAUUAGCGAGAUGCGAAUUUAUUGUACAUAGUAUAUCUAUACACAUAUGCAUAAAUAAUGUAAUCUUACGUGCAUUAUCUGCUAGUGGUACCAAUAUGCGCAGAGCGUUGAUAGGAAAUGUUACUCGGCUUUGAAAAAUCGCGAGUUUCCUCGGCAGUACAGAAGCGGCGAAGUCAGUCGAGUUACGCGGAAGAUAAGAUAGCUGAAGGGUGAACAUAAAAAAUUAUGUACCGUUUAAGAUAGAUAACUCUCUAUCUUUCUCGCUGUCUCCGUUACUCUCGCGUACUGUCUCAUCCAUUUCAACCUCGAAACUCAAGUCUCCCGCAAUUUAUGAACAGGCAGAUGCCUAAUUCGACUAGCCUAGGCCGAUCCUAAGAACAGUAUUACUCGUAUCGGCGCACAUAUCUCUCGAAUCGGUCGGCUCGCGAGCGCAACAAUGCAACUCACGAGGAGAUUCAGCCAGGCGGGUGGGUGUGCGCUUCAUUCGAUCAGAGCGAAGUCGUGACAUAUCAUUUUACGAGUAUCCCUCUCUUCCUUUACGGCAUAUCACGUACGCUGAUCCUUCGCGGAGAGCCUCGAUGUUCGACAGAAUUGAGCCGAGAGGCCGAGGAGCGCCGCUUCCGGCUCUCUUUCUCUCUCUUUCUCUUCCCUCAUCCCGACGAUUAAGCCAAGAUAUGCCCAGCCUCCUCCGAUCGGUCCACAGAGAAAAUCGAUGCAAUAAAGAGCAGCUAGCACGAGGAAUGCGACUCCGCGUCGUCGCGGGGGCAAAGACGCGCGGUCAACGCUCGUUAAUUGAUUCGCGACGCCGUUCACGCUCACGUCAAUUUAUCCGAGAGUGAUGGAUCUGGUCAAUAACGUUGCAAUCCCGGUACACUUGUAUCUUCUUCGCAUUCUGCAGUAAUCCGGUCAGUGAACGAACGGCUUCGAGAGCCGUUCACGACGUGGUGCAGCUAUAGAGAGGGUGGACGAACAACAAGAGAGCCACUCUUCGUGUCGUUUCUAGUAAUACUUAGCAUUUUCUUCACAGACUCCACUCUUGUUUCCCUUCCCCUUUUUUGCUUUUAUCCGCGCUACGCCCGAUGCAGCAACCGCAAUGAACGAACGAACUUUCGUCAUGCAGCGCUAUUCUAUUUGACAACUGUGAUGUGUGUUGCUAGGAACUUCGUGAUAGCAUAAUCGCCCGUGCGCCGAGACGAUGUUGCGCGUUACGACGCGUUAAGGAGUUUCUCCGGGAGGAAACGUCAACCCCCUCGCUCGUUAAAUGCGGUCAAAAAUCUCGAGGGCCCGAGGCGGAAAAAGCGCCUUAUAGAGAUUAAGAUGAAUCGCGGAGAGGAAGCGAAGGGCGGUCGAAGAGAACGAAGAAGAACGAAGAGAGGCACGGCCGGGCAAACGCGAUCGUUCGAUGAACGAAACGAAACGAAACGGUGGAUUAUCCGACCUAUAUCGAACGUUCGCGUUUCCCCGUUACUGACACCCAUAUCAGAAUAAAGAAAAUAGUCCAUGGCGCGGCGGAGACCGAUCUCGCGUCAGCUUCUUCGAUUCCGUAAUCCAAGCAUUGGCUGAAGAACCUGGUUGUCCCGACUGUACGUCGAGUAGUACUUUUCGUUACCGAAUCCAAAGCGGCCUUGUCGAAAUUUUUUAAUCACGUCGGGUCAGCAAGGUUCUUAGAGCCUUGAGGAAUCAAAAAGAUAUAUCAGAAAGAAAGACACAUCUCUCUAGAAGAAAAACUUAAUUUAUAUAGGACGUUCGGUAGGCGUCUGGAAACGCGCGCACUCGACGUGGGAGAUCGCCAUGAAAGAUCGACGGAAGAGAGCUGUGAUCUUCCGCGGGAUCGAUCCCCCGCCGAGUAGAAUAAGAGAGAAGAGUGGAGUUAGAGAGAGAAAGAGAGACGGAGGUCGGUCGCCGCGUGCCCGAUCGAGGAGCGAAAGGAUAUUUUAUAAGUGCUUAAAGAAGUAAGAAGGAAACUUAAACAUGCGCUCGGAUGACUGACAAUUGUGACUUAAGGAGCGCGUGACUUUUAAGAGAUAGUCUUUACAUUAUCAGUACCGAUCACGCGAGAGGAGAAACAGAUGGAACGAUGUGAAAAGAGAAUGGACUUGUACACGUGUAUACAUAUACAUAUAUACAUGCAUGCAUACACACACACACACACACACACACACACACACACACACACGUGUGUGCGUUUUUUGUUAAGUUGCGUUGCGACACGAGAAAAAGAAACGGAGAAUGAGAGAGAGAGAGAAAGGAAGAAUGAUGAUGAUUAUGAUGAUUAUGACGAUGAUAAUGAUAACGAUGAUGAUGACCGGGCAACUCAAGAUUGCAUGUAUAGGUAUAUAAUGUACCCCGUGACUUUUAUUGAUGACGACUGCAUUGCUCCCCCUGACAAAGGCUCGUAUAUUCAUUACAUAGUUGUAUUUGCAAUUAUUACCUAUACAUAUAUAUUAUAUUCACUAAUUAAAGUAUACAAAGCGCGAAAAUGCGGAUAAAGAGGAAUUAUAUUGUUAGCGAGGAGUGAGAUCGCGGGUCCCCGCGGUUUUCGGGGUAAGCUCGCGUGGAACGUGCACCGUGCGCCGAUCAGGAAGCUGAGGACUCUUACGCUGAUCGAUUCAGAGAAACGCGGAUUUUUCUCCUCGAAUUUAACUCUCCGAUCUUGCCUCAAUUUAAUUGCACGUGAAAUCAGUGUAAUGAUCAGUGUAAUGAUCAGACCUUGAAAAGGUCUGCCAAUGUACUCGGUCUGCGUCCAACGACCCUAACGAUAAAAACAAAGUUAUUAUUAUUCUUAUUAAAUGUAUCGGAUGUAUUUUCCGGGCAAAAUUUCAUGAGGGGAAGGAAAAUCGGAGGGUUGAUCUAGUCGCGUUUCUCUUUGCCUUCGCGUUCUCCCUCCCUCUCGCGCCUUUCCGCCUUCGGUGUUACGAUCGGCCUUUCCGAUUGUGUCUUCGAUUUUAUACCGGGACGUGCAAUCCGGUCGCGCCCAUGAGCUCACUUGGGAGCGCGACUCCCUCGAAACGACUGUCUUAGGAUAUUCCCGUCUUCUCGCGGCCGAUCGUACCGGGCGGACCUCGGGAAUCCGAUCGAUCUGUAGCGGAUCUCUCGGCUGUGUGAUCGGUGUGAAACAUGCCGCUGGCCAUUGAAAGACGAUCGAAAUGGCGCCCGACUGCCGCCAUUUUCGAUCGUUCCGAUGAACGGUACGACGCGUCAUCGACGACGAGAGGCUCAUUUCCCGUUCUGCUACCUGAACUUCCGUCCCGGAGGAUGCAGAUGGACUUUCUCGAUACACGGCAAAACUCGUGCAGCUACGCGGAAUCGGGAUUCUACCUUGGUUAUCUUACGUCGCGUAAAAUUUCGGAAUAACGGCGCCGUGCAUCGAGAAUCGUCCGUAACGACGUUACCACGCUGCUGCGAAUCCCCGACUCGACGUACGCGCGUUGAAUCAGCGAGUCGUGAUUUUUUUUCACAGACCCGGUUAAAAGCGAUUUUGCAAACAAGCGCGAAAAAUGUCAACGUGGGGAACCGGUGAGAUGUAAAAGAUCCAACGGGUUUGUAAAGGUUUAACCUUUAACUGGUCGCGCGAUGCAUGACGGACGGCCGCCACAUUCGAUAUAUUUAUUUUAUCGCUCUCGUCGUCGGGUAGCACGUACGAGCUUUCAUUUUUUACGUUCCACGCGAGCUUCCCCGCCCCCGAAUGCGCGCGCCCCGCGCGUGCUUCCGUUGGAGAUUCGUGCAUGAGAGGGAAAAAAAGCGAGGGUGUAAAAGGCCACGCGCAAAAAAAAUAUGAGUGAUAACGAUAAGGUAGAAGGGCAAAGCGAAAGAAAGAGAGAGAGAGCGAGCGAGGCGAGAGGCGAGUCGACACGCGAUCGGCGCGUCGAUGACGGCGAGAUGCGCUGACGAUCUUGAAACGACGACGAUGAAUCUAGUGCGCGAGGAAACGGUGUGUGUCUCGUUGUGUGCGUGUGACGGGACAGAGCACCAGUUUGUUCGGUGGUUCUCCGAUGACCACGCCGAUGCCGAUAUCGAGAUAACGUGGCUUGCGCAUGAGCAGAUACGGUUGUGUACAUAUUGGGACCGCGAUUGAGCGGAGAAUCGGCGCGCGCGGUUCCUUCCCCGUCUCCGGCACGACGGCGUGUGUUUCUCCGUUAUUUUUAGGCUAAUUUAAUUUGUACAUAAUUUCAACGGGAUCUGGAGGCCCUCGUCAUUGUUAAUCUUCCAGUUGCGUUGGCUCCAUCAGGCCGCACGUGCGCGCGCGCGCGUGCGACCUCUAAUCGUUGUUGCGUCGCGUCGCCAUUUUGUUAUCGCGCCUUGAAAUUUUGUUAGCAGCGUUUGUAAGUAGAUCGCGCGCAGAGGCGAGCCUGUUAAGGCGGUCGCGGAGGGAUCCGCCACGCUGUUGCGCCGUUGCAUUGUUUCACUGUUCAAAGUUCAAGGCCCAACAACCGAGCGAGCGGAUCACUCGCGCGCUACCUCGAUCGACAAAUUAAUUCGACUUUUUGUUUCAUAGUUAUGCGAAUUUGCCGAUAUCACGAUCAUACGUUAGGAUCAUGCCAAAUCGCCGAACGGUACAAAUAGCGCGGUACGGGUUCUCCGGGACGAGUCGGAAAUGCUAUAGACCACAACACAUCCGGUGACUUCCGUCCCCAGCAUGAAUGAGUUUCUCGCGAGCGAAGUCGAGAAACUCGUCGUCGUCGUCGUCGUCGUCUGUCCUCCAUAUUCAUGUAAACGUCCCAGCAGUCUGUCCAUUUCUCGCAGCAUUCGCGUCGCCGAAGUAAGCAAUAUACAGGGUGUACCGAAACAAUCACCGAGAACUCGCGCGCAGAGAUUGUUUUUCAUAAGCUUCGUUUAGGAAUUAAUUCAUGUCGGCAGGAGAGGGGGAGGAGGGGUCUUGGAAACGACGUUUCUACUUAGAUCGAAUUAGUCGAGCCAUUAAGUACUUCCGAUAAGGAGACACCGACCUCCUACUACUUUGCUAGUGUGAUUCGUGGCUGAGAGAAUCGGUGGUUCCGGGACACCCUGCACGGCCAUAUUAGGUGAAUAAUGAGCAUCGAAAGAACAUUAUUAGUUAGAUCGACUCGUCCGAGCGGAGCUCGUCCGCGAUGCAACGUGGCGCGUCUCGUCUAAAACGUCUACGUUUUUCUCUCCGGUUUGUAUUACUUCCUCAAAAGUAGGGCAGUAUCGCGAGAAACGCACGGCGAGCUCGAAUGCCGAUUCUCCGAUUUGAGGAGGCACUCCGAAACGCAAAGACCGGCGCCACCGGCGUCGGGGUAAUUAAGGAAAAAAAAGUCAUAUGUAUAUAUAUAUACAUACAUAUAUGUAGAGUUAUAUGUAUUAUACAUACAUACAUAUUUAUUCGAACGACUUGCCAAGUUUUUGUUGCAUAGUGUACUACGCGAGAUAGAUUCAAGCGGCAGAGGAACAAAAAAUCAUACAAAAAAAAGAAGCAAGGAAGUAUAGGAGGUAAUAAGAUGGUUAACGAUGCGAGAGUGUGAUGAUCUGUGGCGGAUUAAGUGGAUAUAAGUUGCAUAGCUGUGUGAGCAAGUUUCACGAAAUAUUGAUGUAUAUAUCUUAAGUUUGUAUUAUAACUCUCCCCACUUAAUUUGUAUAUGAAAUGAAGAAUUUCGAACAUUAAAAUCAUGAACGAAAAAAAA
This is a messenger RNA of Ooceraea biroi (clonal raider ant), 13735 nucleotides long. RefSeq names its product Suppressor of Triplolethal (gene Su(Tpl)). Gene Ontology annotation, molecular function: cis-regulatory region sequence-specific DNA binding. Gene Ontology annotation, cellular component: transcription elongation factor complex. NCBI's taxonomy places the organism in Eukaryota, Metazoa, Arthropoda, Insecta, Hymenoptera, Formicidae. The record is from RefSeq and is a predicted model, not a curated record. Gene Ontology annotation, biological process: snRNA transcription by RNA polymerase II; positive regulation of transcription elongation by RNA polymerase II; transcription elongation by RNA polymerase II.